This is a messenger RNA of Homalodisca vitripennis (glassy-winged sharpshooter), 2328 nucleotides long. RefSeq names its product nose resistant to fluoxetine protein 6-like. Lineage: Eukaryota; Metazoa; Arthropoda; Insecta; Hemiptera; Cicadellidae. The transcript is spliced from 13 exons. Bases 58 to 2256 code for a protein of 732 amino acids. Gene Ontology annotation, molecular function: acyltransferase activity, transferring groups other than amino-acyl groups. The record is from RefSeq and is a predicted model, not a curated record.
CUCCUGUACUAUUGUGUUUGUGUCUCUAACGUUUAUCGACAUCGAUCAGUGGUUAUAAUGUGCGGGUUCAUGUUCGGUGUUUUCUACAUCAUCAUAUUUUCAGCUUUACCCGGUAGUGUUCAUCCGGUUUCAAAGGAAGAUUUCCGUAAGACGUUUGGAAAAGUACACGAAGACACAAUUAAAAUAUCGAAAGAUAUUAGUUCUUUAGAUAUAAUUUCUCGAAUGAGACACUUAAACAAACAAACAAAUCAUGUAAAUGAGUCCUACAAUACAAUUAUGCAGUCUCCAAGAGAAAAUGUUACGUCAUGCACACGUGAUAUCAAUAUUUUAUUUGAUGAUCUUGCCAAAGGAAAUAUUUGGGCCUUGCAAAUGAUUGACGCCAGUUCCAAGAUCCCAUCAGGACUUCUCGCCGGGAAUCUGGUAGACCUAGGAGCGUACGACGAGUGCGUAGAACUUUCAGUGAACUCUGACGGUGUAUCCUUCACUGGAAAACAUUGCUUGGUCGUUAUGCACCUUAACUUUAAAAGUGUACCACACCUGGCAUCUCCAGGAGUGUUAUCUGCCCUGGGAAAUUCGCUGGCGUACACGUUUGCUCUGUGCUUGCCCUCCACUUGUUCCUCGCAAACACUGGAACACUCCCUGGCCACCGUUGCUCAUGACGUCAACUACUUCACGUCAUCUGAGAAUUUAACCAUCGAGUUUACCGUCAGUGGGUCUGAUUGUCACACUAAUGUCAGACCCUCACUGGAUGCGUCAGAGGUCCUUGGAAUUAUGGUGACGUUGGGCUUUGUUAUCGUAGUCAUAAUGUCCACCAUUGUAGAUCUGGCUAUAAACUAUGAAAGAACUAGAGUAGAACCAUCAAAGUGUGAACGAGCAAUCAUCGCAUUUUCACUAUAUACCAACGCCAAGCGCCUGCUGAACACAAGCUCGUCCGAAGAUACCAUCCAGGUGCUCCAUUGUCUCAAGUUUAUCAGCAUAGCGUGGGUGGUUAUCGGGCAUCGUGUCAAGUUCACCGCUCAGUCACCUCUCAGCAACCUCCUGAAGUUGGCCAGCUAUAUAGACAACUGGAGCAGUAUGAUAAUCCUAAAUGCUACAUUGUCGGUGGAUGUGUUCUUUGUCAUCAGUGGCAUACUCAAUACUUACGUCUACAUGAACAAGACAAUACCAACUAGAAAAAGUACGUUAAGCGUAUUAGCAUCCUAUGUCCAUCGUUAUGUCAGACUGACUCCCGCAUACGCUCUGAUGAUCCUGGUGACGGCGACGUGGCUGUACCGGGUGGGGGACGGGCCGGUGUGGGACCGCUUGGUCGGGCACGCCAGAGACGACUGCGUCUCCUAUUGGUGGUCCAGUCUUCUCUACAUCAACAACUACUAUAACCCCAACAACAAUUGCUUGAUGCAGUCCUGGUAUCUUGCAGCUGACAUGCAGCUGUUCUGGUUGUCCCCUCUGGUGUUGUACCCCCUCGGGCGAAGACCUCGAGUCGGUCUUGUCAUACUGUUUGUGCUUAUCAUUCUCUCGAUCUUCGUUCCCUUCUUAGUAGCCUACGAUGAUUACAUCAAAACACCCAUCCCUAUAACUUUUGACACUGCAAAAGUUGACAGAGAAAUGGCCGAACUAUACUUACCAACUCAUACUAAAACUAUAGCGUACGUUAUUGGGAUUAUUGCAGGCUACGUCUUGUACCUGGUAAAAAACAAGAAAAUUCAAAUUAAAUUACAACGGGUAACAAAUGCGUUUCUAUGGACUCUGGCGGUAGCGUCUAUGGCUUGGGCCUUGUUUGGUGGUCAUUCAUUAUUCCUGCUAGAUAGUCCCUACAGCCGCUGGCAGUCCUCUCUCUACAUUGGCUUCUACAGGUUGUUCUGGUCUGCUGGUAUCGCUUGGCUAAUAUUAGCUUGCACUAUAGGAUACGGAGGAUUUCUCAACAAGAUAUUCUCGUUGCCUGUGUGGGUGCCUCUAGGCCGCCUCACUUAUUGCAUCUACCUGACACAUGUGGCGGUCAUUCUUUACAGCAUAGGUGGCAUGCGAAAACCUCAGCAUUUUUCGUACUACAACAUGAUUCUAAAAUUCCUAGGAGAACUAAUAAUAUCCACCAUUUUGGCAGCCAUCCUGUCACUGAUGAUAGAGGCACCUCUUAUGGUCCUGGAGAAAGUUAUUUUUAGUCCAAGACGAAAAAGACUAGCAAAACGCUUUUCUGGGAAUGCAACAUCUGACAGUACCACUUCCAUUCAACUACCAAAAGCAUUAAACACGGCUUGAACGGAAAUAAAUGAUCUGAUGACCAUGUGUAAAUUAAAUAAAUUUAGUUAAAAUAAAAAUAUUUAACGCAUU